Messenger RNA from Magallana angulata, 769 nucleotides. RefSeq lists its product as uncharacterized. The record is from RefSeq and is a predicted model, not a curated record. Bases 1 to 753 code for a protein of 250 amino acids. The transcript has 2 exons. Lineage: Eukaryota; Metazoa; Mollusca; Bivalvia; Ostreida; Ostreidae.
AUGCAUAAACUUACCAGUCCAUAUAAGAAAGUGGGGCAUUUAAGAAGACACCUCAAGGACAAACAUCUGUGGGAUUUCAUUAAAAAUGAUACUGAAGAAGACAAGAAACCACAUCGAAUUGCGAUAUACAGGGCCUUAUUAAUGAAAUGUCUACUACUGCUUAAGGACACCAAUGAUGGAUACUCUAUGGGUGAUGGUGACAGGAUAAUGACCAAUGCAAAGUUUCAAAUGUUACUUUCAGGUGUAAGUCGCCACACCAAAUACCAAAUCUGGUUGUUUAGAUUCUUGGCAUAUUACUCUUGCAUACUAAGUCCAAAAGAUGCUUAUGAAUAUAAGUGGAACUGUACAUCAAAUCUUUCUGGUGGCACCGGCCACAACAUUCCAAAUGAUAAUCUGGUGGAAAUCAUGGUCCAUAGAUUAAAGGAGAAAGUGCUCUCACAAGGAGCAAAUGUUACAUUUCAAAGUGCGAAAAAAGCAGCCUUAUCACUGCAGGUGCAAGAUGAAAUAAAACAGAACGUGAUGAAAGAGAUUAACAUGAAACCAAAAAGGACAACUAGAGCUGAAACAUCCAAGAAGGAUGAUGUCGAGUUAAUUAUUGACCAACUCAAGAUGGCAGAAGUUUUUGACAAUGUGCCUGGAAGGCAAUUCCAUGCAUUUCCUAAUUUUCAGGACCUAUUUUUAUGUGUUAAAGUUUUUGAAUUACAUAAAUGGAUUCAAAGCCAAAAGGAAAGAUUAUCAUAUGAGAUUGUAUAAAAUAAACUGACAUAGG